Molecule: messenger RNA, 2606 nt
Organism: Leptomonas pyrrhocoris
Lineage: Eukaryota; Euglenozoa; Kinetoplastea; Trypanosomatida; Trypanosomatidae
Exons: 1
Coding region: 189-2606 (805 amino acids)
Source: RefSeq, a predicted model, not a curated record
GUGGCGAUCAUUUCUAUUGGACUGUGUGGCGCAGUCAACAACGAGCUAACAAAAGAAAAAGUGCAAAAACAAAGUUAAAGGGCCGAAUUGAAGAUAAAAAGAGGACCCUCCGUCCUUUUCUUCGUGUUCCUGUUUAUGUGGCUGCCAACGUUGCUUGUCCGCAUUUUAUACAAAACUGAAACAUCAUCAUGCAUUCUUCUGACGACGACGUCGUGAUCAUCGACUCGGCCUCGGCGAGCGACGUAGGUUCACUCCAGGAGCCAGCCCAGCUAAACUCUAGCCGCAGCUCGGAUCAGUUCAGCGCUGAUGGCGACGCUGAGGAAGCUGAUGCGGAGCAGCACGUGCGCGGCGCAGCCGCGGCAUCCAGAGGCCGGCAACAACGCGGCACCACGUAUGACGCGACCUGUCAGCGUCUCCAAGAGCAACUGCGAUCCUUUCCUAAGCUUCGGAUGGAGGUUGACACACAAACGGACGGCAGCGCUUCCGAUGAAGUCGCAGAGACGCUGCACCGGCACCUGAUCGAUCUGGACAGCGCACUCGGCAUCCGCGUCGCUGUGCCAACGGCUGCGUUGACGAACAGCCGCGGCGCCAUUUCCCAAUUUGUCGCUGCGUGGCGAGAGGGCUCGCGUGUGCCGAAGCGCCCGCGUCACGACAUGCCUGCUGCUCCCCCCUCCCAAAGCGAGGGGAAGGAGAGCGGCACCGCGGCGGCGAAGUGCGCUAAGGAGGAAGGCGCACGCAGCAGCAGCAGCACCGUCUUCGAUCCGUCGUCUCCGCCUGCCUGGGCGGAUGAGCUCGGCACUGCACUCGAGCAGUGCCGGCGGCUUCUUCAGUCGACGCCGAUGGCGGCGACGGGGCGAGGUGAGGGCGGCGGCGGCGACACCUGUCGUGCUCGUUUGGCGUCUUUCCCCUUGGAGCCGUCGGCAGCGGCUCCGUCUUCGCUGUCACCCAACGAAACAUUCUCGUCCUUUCCACAGAAGGAACACGUCGCUCAGCGUGGCAGCGACGGCGGUGGCAACGCUGCGUCUCAUGGCGACGGCAGUUCGUCCCUGCUCCGGGAAGCGGAGAUCAUCUGCGCUCGCGAGCACAAAAGCAGCCUUCUGCCGCUUUAUGCGGAACUGCACACUCUGCGCAGGCAAAACACGCACGAGCAGCAAGAGCAGUCACAGAGUGUUGCUCGUGAGCUGCAGUGGGAGCAGCGGCUGCUGACGGACGUGCUGACGGAGUGCGACGCACAGCUGGACUUCAUGAACACGAACUUUAUAGAAUGCUGUCGAGGAAACCUAGCACCGCUGGAGGCGUUGCAGCGACGCAUGGAAGCUUUGCAAACCUUCGAGCGCCAGCUGCACGCUGCGGAAGCGGCGUCGGCUUCUCUUUCGUCGGUGCAGGCUGCAAGUCAAAGGGUCCCGAACACGCAGGUGCAGAGUACAGAUGCUGUCACUGCGCAGUGGACGCCGCGGCCACUCGGGAAAGCGGCGGAGGUGUUCAUGAAGCACCUCGAGGAGGAGCGGUUGCGACUGCAGGCUGACCUCGAUGCAGCGCGUACGCGGCUGAGAGAGCAGGGCAAACAGAUCAGCGACCUUCAGGCGUGCUACGCGCACGCCACUUCUCAGGUGCAACGCGCCUUAGACGCCGAGCACUACGUGGAUAAGGGUGCGAUCGACGCCCUGAAGCAGCAGCAGCGGGAGACGCUCGCUGCGCUGGCCCGGCAGUUCGGUUGGGUCCUGUUGAACUCCACACCAGACGUGCUCAGUCUGCGACAUCCCCGCAGCGGUGAGGUGCUGCAUGCCAACCACACUUACGCCUCCAUCAACGGUAAACCGUGCGGUGAUGUGGCGAAGGCGCUAGCCGAGUACGUUGUUCGACACGCCGCCACGGAGGACACCGCUGAUGUUGUGGAUCAUGUGGCCACCUUGCACACGCACGACGACCAGGAGGCGGUGGAAGCGGUCAACAGGGCCGCCCUUUUGCCGACGGCACCAAAAACCCCGUUAGAGGAGGAGGGCGAUGCGCUCCCUCCCGCGCCAACCUCCGAUGACGAGGAGGCGCUGGAGGGCGGAGACGACGAUAAUGUUGCCGCAGAACAGGAUGGCAGGGAGGGCGAGGAGAGCAGUGGAGAAGGUGCGCAGUCGAUGGAGCCUUCUCCCUCCGCUUUGAACGAUGGUGUCGAAGCAGAGGCGGCGCAUGCGUUGCGUGCAGAGCACGACCGCGUGUCUGCUGUGACGGACUCCGCAUCGAAUGCGGUGAGCGAGGAGGACAGCGAAGGAGUGGGCGAAGCAAGUGAAGAGAGUUCGGAGGAGGGGCAUGCGAGCUGCUCUCACGGCGGUGCGGAAGAGGUGGGAGAGGUUGGUAGCGUGUCGGCUGAUGCAUCGCAGGUUAACACCGAAGAAGGCGCUGAGGAGCAAGAGGAGGAGUUUGUGAACUACAGCAAUCUGCAGAGCGACGAGGCGGCAAGCUCCCAUCGAGACGACAGCGGCGCGGUGAACAUUUCCGCUGAAUCUGCGAUGACGAAGGCCGAACUGCCACAGAAUCCUUCGAACGACAAAACCAAUGCAAACGUCUACACCGGCUUCUUCACGGAAAAUGCCUUAUGGGAAGAGGACAGCUAA